CAGCUCGGUCGCUUUAUUUACCUACUCAUGACAAGAAAUAUAGUAAAUAAUAAUCAUGACAAGAAAUAUAGUAAAUAGUCGUCAACAUACAAAAUACGUGCCUAAUAGAAUUUUGAUAAAAUGAGAGAGCAUGAAUCAGUUUUAAUGGACAAAGGACUAUGUUGUCUUAUCAUUCCUAUGUAUCUGAGUAUAUAAGGCUCGGAAGACAUUUUCUAAGGGAUUCUCGAUUUAAAAAUGGGGCUGCAUAACGUGCUCGUUCUAGCAGCACUUGGAAUUCUUUGGCAGAACGGAUUAUCGCAAGCUGCAGUAUGCAACGCACGGACCACAGUGAUACAAGUAAGACUACCUCAACGAACCAACGUCACGAUCAAAUAUCCUUCACAAGUGAGCCCUGUGAAUUUUGUGCCUUACCCCUACACCCAGCCAGGCAAGAACCCUCAAUGUUACAAGUGCCAAGGAUCAAAAUGUCAAACAUGCAACAACUUCAGCCCCACCGCUCCUUCUCCAAGCUCGUCACCUCGCACAAGGACUAAUAUUAUAAUAGACAUUGCAAAGUCCAAUAAGCCAAGUAAACCGGAUAAACCUAGAAAACCACACAAAGAAGAUGGCACAUUAAUAGUUGUACAAGACAAAUCUACAUCAACCAGUACCAGCACAGCUAUAGCUAAAGGAAAUGGAAAUACCGCAUCUGCAGCAACGACAUCUACUUCAACGUCUAAUUCAGCUAUGAUUGCAGCUUUAGACGAUAAUGGAUCAAGUGGUACUAAGCCAGACAAGCAAAAUAUCUAUGUAGAAGACGAUACUGCAUCAUAUUCUACGGCAGCUGCGGGAACAACUACGAAUUACAAUCCUGCCCCAACAGUUUAUCUACCUGCACCACCUCCAAAAUUGGAGUUGUUAAAACCUAAAGUUGAGUUCUUACCACCUCCACCGCCCCCUAAAGUUGAGGUAUUAGCACCUCCACCAAAAGUAGAUUACGUAGAACUUCCGCCUCAUCCAAAAGUAGAGUUUAUAGCACCUCCACCUCCUCCGAAAGUGGAGGUCGUAGCACCUCCACCUCCCCCAAAAGUAGAGUACGUAGAACUUCCACCUCAUCCGAAAUUAGAGGUCGUAGUACCUCCACCUCAUCCGAAAGUAGUGUACGUAGCACCUCCACCUCAUCCGAAAGUAGAGUUCAUAGCACCUCCACCACCUCCAAAAGUUGAAGUACUACCAGCUCCACCUCCUCCGAAAGUUAUAGAAUUACCACCUCCACCUCCUCCGAAAGUUAUAGAAUUACCACCUCCACCUCCUCCGAAAGUUAUAGAAUUACCACCUCCACCUCAUCCGAAAGUUAUAGAAUUACCUCCACCGCCCCCAAAAGUUGAGCUAGUACCAGCUCCACCGCCGCCGCCAGUGCCAGUACCACCACCACGUCAGGUACAUCCAGCGCCUGAGCACCCAAGUGAACUGCAUCCGCAUCACAGUCACGUGCAACCACCUCUUCCAGAGGUUCCAGCCCAACCACCAGCGAUCAUCGAAGAACCAAAACCAAAAGAAAAAGGUGAGCCAACAGAAGCACUUAAACAAGCACUUAACAAACAAGCACCUGCACUCCCGCCGCCCCAACUACCGCCAAUCGAAAAACCGCCGCAACAACCAACGCCAGACCAAAUCGAACACAACCUAAAUCAUCCUACCGAAGCUACAGCAACCGCGACGGCCACGGCGACGGCAAUAGCAAAUGCAGAUGGCGGUUAAACAAAAUGUGUAAUCAAUAAAAUAUAAAAUCAAGGUUAAAAGUACUGCUCUUUCGUAGUUAAUUAUUAUUUAUUAAAUAACAUAUUAUUUAAAAAAAUGCUUUUAUUAUUAUUAACUAGUGGUAGUAACCCGGCAAGCGUUACCAUGUCUACGAUGGUUUUUUUAUGACCAGAAACCUUCAUGGACGUACGCACUCACUCAUAAAAGUUUUUUCAUAAUUCAUAAUUAUACUUUCGAAUAUUUCGAAAUUUCGGCUUAGAGAUACAUACUGGACCAUCAUACCAACAUACAUUUUUAAAUUUUAUACUGAUUUGUUUUUGCUUUUAACUAAACCCGUACAUAACAUUUCUUUGAGCACAGCAAUAACCUAUACGAGUAUAUAAUGGGAAUGUGAGUUAGUAAGUUAUUCUUUCCCGCCUUAAGUAGGAACCUAGACGAUCAUAAAUAAUUAACACUAUCACAAAAAGUCAUAUGAUACUUUUCAUCCAUAAUAAAUUACUGUUUACAAAGCAUUAUUUAUAAUCUAUACUAAUAUUAUAAAGAGGAAAUAUUUGAUUGUUUGUUUAAAUUGAAUAGGCUAUGAAAACCUCCACCAAAAUCAAAAAAAAUCUGAACCGAUUCGAAAAAUUCAUUCAUUGUUGGGAAGCUAGAUUAUCCCCGAGUGCUAUAGGCUAUAUUUUAUCCCCGUAUUCUUAUACGGGAACGGGAACCACGCGGGUGAAAGCGCGCGGUCUAUAGUCAUUUAUAAUUAAAAUGUGCGAAAAGGUAUGUAUGUACUCGUCUUUAAAGAAUCAUUUACAUGUUAAAAAAAUAUAUGAAUGAUUCGUUUAGACUUUAGAAACUGUGAAUGUUUCGCAAUCUUACUACUACUUUUCUAUGCCUACACAUUGAACAAUUUCUUCUAAUCAAACCUUCGUUAAUAAGUUCAAAAAAGCUAUUAAGUUGUACGUAAUCAGUAAUCUCUAUGUGUCAGGUGUGUUGAAUGUUUUAGAAAUAUUUUCAAAAAGUUCAAUAUUCAAUAACACAGUGUAUUUAUUCCUUAAAUCAAAGAAUUUCAUUCCGAGCUGGGGUAUUAUUUUUCAAUAGGUCUGGUUCAAAGUACUCGUAGGCUAAAUAAAAUUAGAAAAGGUGAAAUAGGUUUUAUAUUUAUAAUAAGGAUAAUAAUUAAUAAGGUUAAUAAGUAAGGAAGGUUUUUAAUAAACAUAAUAAGGUUGGAAGUUUUCAUGUUUACAAAUUGUUGUCAUAUUCAUGGUAGGUCCAUUGACUACCUUGAAAUUUAGAAUGUGAUGUGGUUAAAUAGGGGG
Molecule: messenger RNA, 3044 nt
Organism: Bicyclus anynana (squinting bush brown)
Lineage: Eukaryota; Metazoa; Arthropoda; Insecta; Lepidoptera; Nymphalidae
Exons: 2
Coding region: 235-1740 (501 amino acids)
Source: RefSeq, a predicted model, not a curated record